AAUUAAGAAAGAAAAAAAAACCUAACUAUUGAUUGCCGAGUAGUUCGGAAUUCAAAUUCUCGAGCCGCAACGAAAGGCGCAAAAACGAGAGAAAAAUGAAUGAAUAGUCAGUUCUCGUGGACCCCACCAUAGAAGCCCGUUGGAACAGAGCCCUACUUGAAUUCUAGAAACAGGCACACACACACACACACAGAGAUGACAAAGGAAAAGAAAAUUUUCAGUCUGUUUCCAUGGCGGAUAAUAGGAAACAGAUCUGAGAAUCUUGGUUCUUGAAUAAUUUGCCAUUUUGAUUUAAAAAAACAAACGAGUGACAGGAAAUGAAGUGUUCUGUUUUUUCUUCAAUUCACACACAUUGAAAAAAAGUGUCUUCUAACAUCAUUUUAGAAGCUGAACAGUAGAGAUACAACAAGAAGAAGAAGAACAUGGAGUUGAAGCGCAAAAGCAGAUCAUCUCCAUUUUCAGCUGACAAAGAAAAUCAAAACUCCAAUUGGCUCAAAACCAAGAAUUCCUUAAACCAUGUUCUCUACACAAUGCGCCUAAACUCUCUAACACCCAAACAAACCCAACCCUUAAACCAAAUCCAGCCGGCAUCUCUAUCAGCUGUUCCCCCACAACCCACAAACAACAAAACCCAAGAUUUCACUCAAGCAGAUCACGUUUCUGAUAAAACCUCACUUCUUUCAGAUGAAAUCUUGCUCAAAAUCCUUUCCAAGCUCCCAAGAUCUCAAAGGAGUGCCAAUUCCCUUGUUUCGAAAAGGUGGCUCCAUCUGCAAGGCAGGCUUGUGAGGUCAAUUAAGCUUCUUGACUGGGAUUUUCUGUUAUCAGGUCGGUUGUUUGUGAGACUCCCUAACCUUUCUCAUGUUGAUUUGGUUAAUGGGUGUUUUGUUUCCCCUAGAAAUUCUGGUAUCUUUUGCACUCGCAUGAAAAGCGUGUCUUUCCAUGUGGGCUCUGGUGCUGAGGGUAAAGAUUGGAUUUUUAACGAUAAUUUCGUGUUGGGUGCCGAUGAGGUCGAUAGGGGUUUAAGGGUUUUAGCUGAUGGGUGUCCAAACUUGAGGAAAUUGGUCGUGCUUAACUGCAGUGAAAUGGGUCUCUUGAGCUUAGCCGAAAAUUGUCCUGCGUUGCAAGAACUCGAGCUGCUCAAGUGCAGUGACCUCGUCCUGCGUGGGAUAGCUGCUUGUCAGAAUUUACGAAUCCUAAGGUUGACCGGGAUUGUGGAGGGAUUGUACGAUUCGUUAGUUUCGGAUGUUGGGUUGACUAUUUUAGCACAAGGGUGCAAGAGUCUUGUGAAGCUAGAGUUGACCGGGUGUAAAGGGGGCUAUGAAGGGAUUAAAGCUAUCGGGCAGUGUUGUCAAAUGCUAGAGGAGCUGACUUUUCGGGACCAUAAAAUGGAAAACGGGUGGUUGUCGGCACUUUCAUACUGUGAGAAUUUGAAAAAAUUGAGGUUUGUUUUGUGUAAGGUGAUUGAUGGUGGUGAUGAAGUCGAUAGGGAUUUGGGGUUUUGUUCGGCAGUUGAGAGCCUGCAUUUGGAAAAGUGUCAGUUAAGGGAUAAGAGGAGUUUGAGGGCUUUGUUUCGAGUGUGCUGUACUGUGGGAAUAUUAGUUAUUAAGAGCUGUUGGGGACUGAAUGAUGAUAUGUUCACAGCUUCAAGCGUCUUGAGGAAAGUAAGAUUUUUGUCUUUAGAAGGCUGCUCGAUGCUGACGACACAUGGCCUGGAAUCCGUAAUAACUAGUUGGGAUGAGCUGGAGAGCCUCAAAAUAUAUUCAUGCAACAAUAUAAAAGACAGUGAAGUGAACCCUGCACUCUCUGCUGUGUUUUCUGCUCUCAAAGAUUUGAAAUGGAAACCCGAUACGAAAUUUCAGCUUUCAGCCAAUCUUGUUGGGAGCAACAUGGGAAAGAGGGGUAGUAAGUUUUUCAAGAAGUCUGCUGACUGGAAAUCUUUGCCUGCUUCAUCCAUUUCUGGGAAAAUCAUGGCUAUUGAUGCUCAGCAGGUGCCAUUUGUUAGGGAUUACAUUGUGCAGACAUUCCAGUCUGUGAUUGAAUAA
Striga asiatica is the source of this 2042-nucleotide messenger RNA. The record is from the annotation of a GenBank genome assembly. Lineage: Eukaryota; Viridiplantae; Streptophyta; Magnoliopsida; Lamiales; Orobanchaceae.